Molecule: messenger RNA, 2400 nt
Organism: Astyanax mexicanus (Mexican tetra)
Lineage: Eukaryota; Metazoa; Chordata; Actinopteri; Characiformes; Acestrorhamphidae
Gene: slc8b1
Product: solute carrier family 8 member B1
Exons: 15
Coding region: 562-2196 (544 amino acids)
Biological process (GO): calcium export from the mitochondrion; intracellular calcium ion homeostasis
Cellular component (GO): membrane
Molecular function (GO): calcium:sodium antiporter activity
Source: RefSeq, a predicted model, not a curated record
UGAGCUGUCUAAGAGGAGAGCUCCUCCUAAACAUAAAAUAGAAAAAAUGUUAUGUCAUUAGCCCUGCUCCCACACGGGUUUCUGUUUGGAAUCAAAGUUCAAGAAGAGAACCAAAUCAUUGUUCUGUGUUUUGAUACAUCUGAUCACUUAAAAGCAGAGGAAAACAGAAAAUAAGGCAUUUAAAAGCUGGUAGACUUUAAAAUCUGCUGUUUUUCUUGUGAAUCAUCAUGUAAUCUGUGUGUUGCUUGAAUGCUUUGAAGAAUAAUUGCAGAGUUGACUCAUUGAGUGAAUCAGUUCAUGAAUUGAGUGCAAAUUCAAAUCAGUGAUUCAAAACAAGCCCAUGCCUUGCUCUGAGCUCAUGUUUAAACAGCCGUGGGGAAACUCAGAGACCACACAGAGCUCAGAGCCUCAGAUACUGGAUUAUGCUUUAGUACUGUGUGACUAUACUUUAGUGACUGAAAACUGAGAAAUAAAGCAGUAAAUCAGUCACAGAAAGUUACUUAGAAAUAAAUUUUAAAGGAAGUUUUUUUUUAUUGAGAGUUUUUCCAAAAUGGAUUAAUUAUGGAUUCUCACCGGAGAGAAAUGAUGCUGCAAUUUUUAGAAACAUGUGACAAGGUGAUGAACCUGUCAGCCGCCGACCGCUGUGAGUUUGUUCUGAACACCCCAGACUGUGCAGCGGAGGGCGGCUUCAUUAACUACCCCAAGAUCACGUUUUGCCUGUUGGCCCCUAAUCUCCUGCCCCUUGCCAUAUUCUUAUAUAUUGUGUGGCUGUUGGUCAUGUUCCUGGUUCUUGGACUCAUUGCAUCGCAGUUUUUUUGUCCCAACCUCUCAGCUAUCUCCUCUACAUUGAGGCUGACUCAUAAUGUGGCUGGAGUGACCUUUCUAGCACUUGGAAAUGGUGCUCCAGAUGUUUUUAGUGCCAUGGCUGCAUUCUCUCGGCCACAGACGGCUGGUUUGGCCAUCGGAGCGCUGUUUGGGGCAGGGAUCUUUGUGACGACGGUGGUUGCUGGAAGUGUUACUUUGGUGAAACCCUUCACGGUGGCUUCUCGCCCUUUCUUGCGAGAUAUCAUCUUCUACAUGGCUGCUGUGUUCUGGACUUUCACAAUCCUCUAUAAAGGAUGGAUUGAUCUGAAAGAAGCUCUUGGAUAUCUGGGGUUGUAUGUGCUGUAUGUAAUAACAGUGGUUGUGAGUACCUACAUAUAUAGACGCCGAACACGCUCUCUCCGAGGACCACUGCAGAACUCUGAGGUUGCCAAUGAUAUACAGGCUUCAGACUACUACAGAGAAAAUAUUAACGGAACUCUACAAGAACAUGAGGCGGAAUAUGAGCCCUUAAUCUCCUUCACUGAAACAACCAGUAAAAUCUUCCUAAAAUCAAUUUCCCCUGUGGACACCAGGAUCUGGAGGAGGAGCCACUGGGCCUGGAGAGCUCUCAAAAUCAUCCAGCUGCCGUUUGAGGUAGUAUUGCUGUUGACAGUUCCAGUUGUGGACACUGAUAAGGAGGAUCAUAACUGGAAACGUCCUCUUAACUGCCUGCACAUCAUCACUGGGCCUCUGGUGUGUGUGCUUACCUUCCAGUCAGGGCACUAUGGUCUUUACCUCAUUCAGGGAGAUUUCCCUGUUUGGUUGCUCACAGCCUUAAUCGGAGUCUUCCUCUCUGGAAUAGUCUUCUGCACUACUAACAAUGAGCGGCCUCCCCCGUACCACUUCCUUUUCUCUUUACUGGGAUUCGUAGUGAGUGCACUAUGGAUUAGCACAGUGGCGUCAGAGAUUGUGAGUGUGCUGCACCUCCUGGGCAUCGUCUUGAGCCUCAGUAAUACUGUGCUGGGGCUCACACUACUGGCAUGGGGCAACAGCAUUGGAGAUUGCUUCUCAGAUAUCACCAUCGCCCGGCAGGGAUACCCACGAAUGGCAAUUUCUGCCUGCUUUGGUGGAAUCAUUUUUAAUAUGUUGUUUGGAGUUGGUCUUGGUUGCCUGCUACAGAUGUUCCAUAAUGGAGUUGUAAUGCUGGAGCCGGAGGGGCUGCUGGGCUGGGUGUUGUCAGGAGCUCUGGGUCUAUCUCUUGUUCUCUCCUUCGUGCUGGUGCCCCUGCAACGUUUCCACCUCAACCGAGCCUAUGGCAUCUUCCUUUUAAUCUUCUAUGCUGCCUUUCUUGUUGUUGCACUACUUACAGAAUUUGGAAAGAUCCACAUGUGAGGCCAUAAUAAACACAGACCGGACAAUGAAAGUGCAAUGAAAUUACUCACCUUGGACUGUAAUGGAUGAUCUAUUUUAUGUAGACACUUGAGACUGUCUGUUUCAGGGAUGUUACAAAAUGUGACAACUUAUUUUAAUGACAUAAAUGUUUAAUCAGACAAAUGCAGUUCUGUUUUAAUAAACACAAAAACUAAUGUGUCUUAA